This is a messenger RNA of Acanthoscelides obtectus, 2237 nucleotides long. NCBI's taxonomy places the organism in Eukaryota, Metazoa, Arthropoda, Insecta, Coleoptera, Chrysomelidae. The record is from the annotation of a GenBank genome assembly.
CAUCUUCGUCGAGUCACAGUUUGAUGCGGUGUUUGGUAUGGAGGUGUCAUUGGACCUUACUUCUUGGAAGACGCUGCAGUUGAAAUGCCCAGUAGAUCUUUUAACAUGCUGAGAAAUACCAUCCGGUUCAUUCAGACAUCUGUCACGUUUGGCAUCUAUUUCAAAUUCCAGUAUCAAUAAAAAUGUCUAAAAUACUACAAAAAUUGAAGAUCCAAUUCCAUAAGCACUCAAGCAACUUGCUAAAAAAUGGACUGUUACAUAAACUAUGUGGAAGAAACUCGUACUUGUCAAAAAAUAUUGGGCAUUCUGCUUUCAGCGGUCAUAGAAUCAAAGUAACUGUUGUGGGUGCCGCAGGUAAAGUAGGUCAACCACUAUGUUUAAUGUUGAAACAAUCACCACUGAUCGAAGAACUCUGCGUUCAUGAUAUAGUACCAACAGGUGGCUUUGCCUUGGAGCUGAACCAUGUUGAUACUAACUGCAAAGUAACUGCAUUUACAGGCAAGGAUAAUCUAGCCAAUGCCUUACAGGAUUCCAAUAUCGUAGUACUACUAGCAUCUGCCUCUGAUACAGACACGAUGUCUCUAGAACAGAUGUGGUAUCAGAACUCCCAUAUAGUUUUGGAGGUCAUGAAUACAUAUGCAAAGAUAUCUCCUCAGGCUUUCUUAGCAGUGGGCACCAGUCCAAUAAACAGUAUAGUACCAAUGUGCGCCGAAGUGAUGAAAAAGACGGGUGGUUACAACCCUAAUAUUUUAUUCGGCAUUACCGCCAUUGACUGUGUUAGAGCCAACACAUUCGUAGCUCAGUGUCAAGAUGUGGAGCCAGAAUGUGCCAUGGUUCCUGUUAUCGGAGGGCAUAGUGAAGAAACUAUGAUUCCUGUGCUGUCUCAGGCUAAACCUUGUGCCGAGUUCAGCAACAAUGAACUUGAAGAUUUGACGUUGAACAUUCGAAAAGCACAAGAGAACAUAGUGAAGUUGAUGCCGCAUGAAGCGGCUCCAUUGUCUACUGCUUUUGCUACGGCGAGAUUCGUCAUAUCUCUGGUGAAAGGAAUCAUGGGCUACCCAGAUGUUGUAGAAUGCGCCUACGUCCCUUCAAAGGUAAAGUAGGUCAACCACUAUGUUUAAUGUUGAAACAGUCAUCACUGAUCGAAGAACUCUGCGUCCAUGAUAUCGUACCGACAGGUGGUUUCGCCUCUGAGCUGAAUUACGUCGAUACUAACUGCAAAGUAACCGCAUUCACAGGCAAUGAUAAUCUAGCCAAUGCCUUACAGGAUUCCAAAAUCGUAGUUCUACUAGCAUCCGCCCCUGAUUCAAACAUGAUGUCUGUAGAAAAGAUGUGGUAUCAGAACUCCCAAAUUGUUUUGGAAAUCAUGAACACUUACGCAAAGAUAUCUCCAAAGCCUUUUUUAGCAGUGGGCACCGAUCCAAUAAACAGUAUCAUUCCAAUGUGCGCUGAAAUGCUGAAAAAGGCAGGUGGUUACAAUCCCAAUACUCUAUUCGGCAUCACCACCAUUGAUAGUGUGAGAGCCAACACAUUCGUAGCUCAAUGUCAAGGUGUGGAACCAGAAUGUGUUAUGGUUCCUGUCAUCGGAGGUCAUAGUGAAGAAACUAUGGUUCCUGUGCUGUCACAAGCUAAGCCUUGUGCCGAUUUUUGCAAAAAUGAACUUGAAAAUUUGAUGCUGAACAUUCAAAAAGCAGAAGACACUAUAGUGAAGUUGAAACCUCACAAAGUUGCUCCACUGUCUACUGCUUUUGCUACGGCGAGAUUCGUCAUAUCUCUGGUGAAAGGAAUUAAGGGCUACCCAGAUGUUGUAGAAUGUGCCUUUGUCCCUUCAAAGACGCAUGUCCAGUUGAAGUACCUAGCAACCCCCGUACAAUUGGGCCCUAAUGGUAUCGCUCGCAACCUAGGCAUCCCACCCCUAAGCGAAUUCGAAUCCCGCAUGUUGGACAAUGCCAUCCCUUCUUUGAUAGCCGACAUCAAGAGGGGUGAGAAAUUCGUGGGGGUGAUAGACCCUCCAACCCUGUGACACUUGCAGUUCUGACUAUGCAGCCCCGAAGUGCUUUAAAUCUUACAAAGAUGCCGUAGACUAGAAUCUCUGAUAUUGCUUGUAUUUACUUUAUCUUGUCCUUCUUUGACAUAUUCUGCUCAAUCAUAUGUAACAAUUGCCUAGUGUGGUACUUUUACCGAAUAUUUAAAACGCAAUGAUUGAAUGAUUAUUAAUAAAAUUUUGAACGUUAACA